Messenger RNA from Rhinopithecus roxellana (golden snub-nosed monkey), 1170 nucleotides. RefSeq names its product mitochondrial transcription rescue factor 1 (gene MTRES1). The transcript is spliced from 5 exons. Lineage: Eukaryota; Metazoa; Chordata; Mammalia; Primates; Cercopithecidae. The record is from RefSeq and is a predicted model, not a curated record. The coding region runs from base 1 to 822 and encodes 273 amino acids.
AUGCCCUUUUUCAUUGCUGCCCAGGGGUGGCCUGGAGGCCUGCAGUCCGCGCGGCCGCGGGGAGGGACGAGAGGGCCUGACGUACAGAUUAUAAGCGCCAUAGCUAUGGCUAGUGUUAAAUUGCUUGCUGGUGUUUUAAGAAAGCCAGAUGCCUGGAUUGGACUCUGGGGUGUUCUCCGAGGGACACCUGCGUCAUACAAACUCUGUACUUCCUGGAAUCGAUACUUGUAUUUUUCUAGUACCAAGUUACGUGCACCAAAUUAUAAAACACUUUUUUAUAAUAUUUUCUCACUGAGACUCCCAGGACUUUUACUAUCUCCAGAAUGUAUUUUUCCUUUUUCCAUAAGACUCAAAAGUAAUAUAAGCUCUACAAAAUCUACUAAAAAGUCUCUGCAUAAAGUAGAUGAAGAGGACUCUGAUGAAGAAAGCGAUCAUGACGAGAUGAGUGAGCAGGAAGAGGAGCUUGAGGAUGACCCUACUGUAGUCAAAGACUAUAAAGACCUGGAAAAAGCAGUGCAGUCUUUUCGGUAUGAUGUUGUCUUGAAGACGGGGCUAGAUAUUGGGAGAAACAAAGUGGAAGAGGCAUUCUACAAAGGUGAACUCAGGCUGAAUGAGGAAAAAUUAUGGAAGAAAAGCAGAACGGUGAAAGUGGGAGAUACAUUGGAUCUUCUCACUGGAGAGGAUAAAGAAGCAGGAACAGAGACAGUUAUGCGGAUUCUCUUGAAAAAGGUGUUUGAAGAGAAGACUGAAAGUGAAAAAUACAGAGUGGUGUUACGGCGGUGGAAAAGUUUAAAGUUGCCUAAGAAGAGAACAUCUAAAUAAAUGGAUUGCUUUUUAGCAAUAAAGCUGCUUUCUAGUGGUAGAGGAAGGGGUCACCUGAAAAAGAGGACAUUUUUAUUAAAAUAAAGUUCUCUUAGCGUUUGUGGCAUCUGCUGAGCCAUUUUGUGGAAACUAGGAUCCAUAUCUGGAGACACUUCCCAAGGCCUGCCUCACCCCCACCCCCUCCCCACCUUGAUCCAUGCUCCUCUGACCUUGUCGUGUGAGAACCCCUUUGCCAGAGUGAGACGUGUGCAGAAUGAACUAAGCCCCAGAGGGUUUUAAUGGCUUGCCUGCUGUUUCCCACAUAAACUACCUCAGGAGUCAUUAUAAAAUAAACAGGCCUUGUUGUCU